AUGGGUCUUCUCAAUCCUUCUCCCCAACAACACAUAUACACCUCUGUAUCCGACUAUCAGGUUCUGCAGCGGGAUUUCACAACCAACACAGCCAUUGUAAAGACAAACAAUGGCACCAAGACAUUGCCUGUGGGAGGACCUUACAGCAUUAAUGGUGCUGAUCAUGUGCUUGUGGGCGAUGUAUGGGUGAUGAGUGGACAAAGCAACAUGCGUGGCAAUGGCUUUUAUGAAGACCCAUGGACCGAUCCACCAACAAGCUAUCUUGAUCAUGUUAACAACAACAUCCACCUCUUUCAAUGCAAUGAAACAUGGACACUAGCACAAGAGCCUACGCAUCGUCUCGAUCAAUCAAUUCGCCAAGUGAACCAUAAUCUCUCUGACCCAUCCGUCAAGGAUCCAAAGUAUCAUUUGUGGCGUGGAUUUUCGCUCGGGACAUCGUUUGCAACGGAGUACAGAAAACAUAUGGACAAUGUGCCUGUAGGUUUAAUUGCAACGGCGCACGGUGGAACAACUUUAAACGAGUGGAGCCCGAGUCUGUUAGAAAACACCACCGAUCCUUACAAUAACACCCUCUAUGGUGCUAUGCUUGCAAGAUUGGAAAAGCAAGAGAACCAAGUUGCUGGAAUUCUUUGGUACCAAGGUGAAUCGGAUGCCGAAAAGACUGAGAAUGCAGAAAGCUACAAGGACAAGUUUGAAAAGUUUAUCACCACCACGCGUGAACGUCUUGAUGCUUCUCGACUCCCCUUUCUCUUUGUGCAAAUUGCACGUCAAGUACAAGGAGGUCAAGACAUUGACAACGAAUGGUCUAUGAUACGCGAUGCUCAACGUCUUGUCAAUGAUGAGUACGAUCCUAAGCGUGUGGGUGCGGUGACCACGAUUGAUUUACCUAUGGAUGAUCGUAUUCAUAUUUCGGCGGUGGGACAAAAGCGAGUGGGUCAACGGUUGGCACGUGCAGCUGCGAAUGCUUUGCUUCACGACACAGCGGGUGCUACAAGCCCCUCAUUGGAUAGUGUAACCUACCAAGAAACAAACGUUGCUGCAAGUGGUGACCCUUCUCAAGGCCGUCAAUACACGCUUCUCGUCAAAUUCAAAAACAUGGAUGAUGAUGCUACUACUUGGGAACAUGUCGAUCGUGUCUUUGGUUUCUCUAUCCGUGACAGCGAGGGUAACAACAAUCCAGCUAUUUACAAAGCGAGAAUCGAGAAUGAUCAAAAGUCCGUGCGUCUCUUUAUCACCGAUGUAUCACUUGAUAGCCUGAAAUCCAAGGAUUUCUUCUUGCAUUAUGGAUAUGGCAUGGAUCCUACCUGCAACUUAAAGACCAAGGAUGAUAUUGGCUUACUCGCUUUUGGUCCAGAAAAGAUCGACUUUUCAGCCAUUUAA
This is a messenger RNA of Lichtheimia ornata, 1380 nucleotides long. RefSeq lists its product as uncharacterized. The record is from RefSeq and is a predicted model, not a curated record. Bases 1 to 1380 code for a protein of 459 amino acids. The transcript has a single exon. NCBI's taxonomy places the organism in Eukaryota, Fungi, Mucoromycota, Mucoromycetes, Mucorales, Lichtheimiaceae.